GGCGAGAAGGUGGGAACUUCUAAAGGCGGGAAGCGAGGGGCUGAGGCGUUUCUCCCUCACGCCGGGCGGUCCUGUUCUACACAUCAGCGUGGGGAUUAAGCCCCAUUGAACUCAGUGAGCCCUACUUCCGAGUAGACGUGUCUUGGGUUCCGCGUUACGAAGUGACCAGGAUAAAUGGAUUCUGACUUGCUUCAAGUUCGCCAUAUAGUACAAGAAGCAAUUGGCACCCUAUCUGUUUCCAGAGAUGGAGCCCAGAUCUGUGAGACUUUGCGGACAAUUAAGAGCUACCUUGGUGGAACUGAAAAUCCACCCUCCAUGAAAGAGAAAGAUGAAUUUACUCGCAAUCAUUUUACUACCUUUCUGCAGUGUCUUAUCAGUAACCUGAGUCUUGAUUGGCUGGAGCAGUUCCAAUCAGAUGAAGAUAAGGAGUUAUGGGAUUGCUUUUUCUUGGAAGGACCAGCAGACCAAACUUUUAUGGUUCUUUUGGACACCAUCAUUUCUACAGCGCCCAGUUUCCGUCUGAAUAAAGUCGUCGAUGUGCUGGAGCAGUUCCUGCAGAGAGCUGGACUGUCUGCUCUGAUGUGGGAAGUCUGCAAACAACAAACGCAAGCUGGCCCCUCAGUGCUACAGGAGGCCAUCCUCAAUAAGGUGGCCUGUCUCCCGGAUCACCUAGGCAACAAGCUCCAGGGAGAAAACCGGCCUGUCUUCUUCCCCCAAAACUACUUCCCGCUGCUUGGUGUGGAGAUGGUCCAGGUGCUGGAGAGGAUCUCUGAUUCACUGCGAGGUGGCUUGGAUUGCUCAAUCUCCUUUGUGUCCCAGGUGCUAGGGAAGGUAUGCAUGCAUGGAAGACAAAAAGAAAUCCUGAACGUGUUGGUGUCCCACCUGACGGAUCGUACCCAGUCUGACUGCAUCUGGCAGAGGAUAUGCUGGCGACUGGUGGAGAGUGUGCCGGAUCGCUGGGUGGAACCUGUGGUCUGUGGCUUUGUUCAGGCAGCAGCAGGACCUGCCGUGCUGUCACGAUUGUUGGGGAAUUUGGUUGUCAAAAGCAAGAAGGCUCAAUUUGUGAUGACCCAGAAGAUGCUGCUGCUUCAGUAUAGCUAUCCGACUAUGGUGCUCCAGAACCUCCUUGGUUAUCUAGCCCUGGACAACAUGCGGCGUCUCUUACUGAUCAAGGUUUUGAAAGAGCUGCUGGAGACCUGGGGAAGCAGCACUGCCGUGAAGCACUCCCCAGUGGAGCAGCAGCUGUACAUCAGCAAGGCCAUUCUGAUCUGCCUCUCUCAUCUGAAAGAAGCAGAAAUACUGAACGACAGACAAGAGCUACUCACAGUCAUGAUGGAAGGGAUGAAGUGUCACCUGGACAGCAACUUGCCAAAGAUCCGCCAUAUAGGGAUGGUUGUGGCCGAGUGCGUCAGUGCCAGGAUAAUGUCUGAAGGACCUGCUCUGAAAUUUCAGUAUGAAGAAGAUGAUGAGAUCAGAGAUUUAAAGACCUUGCUGAUUCAGAGGCCAGAGCAGAUUCCUGACAGUGAUUCCCAGAGCAUUGGGAACAGCAGACCAGCCAUGACACCAGGCACUAUUCCGAAACCCAGUGUGAAACAACAGCCAGGUGCUUCUGAAGGAUUGGACCAGGGGGAUGACUCUGAGCUUGAUAGCGAUGAUGACCUCGUUCCGUAUGACAUGUCAGAGGACAAAGAACUGAAGAAGACCAAGGCUCCCACCUACAUCCGAGACUGUAUUGAAGUCCUUACUGGUCCCGAAGAUCCGGACAAGUAUGAAGCCACAAUGAGCACCCUGGAGACUUUGAUCCGAAGGAACGUGGCAGCUGCACGAGAAGUGAGCGUGGAACUGGCAAAGGUCCUGCUGCAUCUAGACGAGAAGAGCUACAUAGAAGGCUUUGUGGGGCUUCGUCAAGGCGCUCUGGUGGCCAUCGCUGUCACAGACCCAACACCAGUGGCCAAGUUUCUGACCUCUGAGUUCUACUCCCUGAACUAUAGUCUCCGCCAGCGUAUGGACAUCCUGGAUGUGCUGGCCAGAGCAGCCCAGGAACUCUCUCAGCCCUUUUCUCCUAAAGCAAAGCAGCUUCCUAGUCUGAAACAGCCCAGCAUCCAGAUCCUGUCUAGCAACAGCUCUUCUCCAGACUGGCAAAAAGUUGUGGAUGAAAGGAUCCGAAGCAAGACCAGAAGGUUUGCAAAGGGCCAGUCCCAAGCAAAGCCACCAUCUGCCCCCAACAGAUUUGGUCCAGUUGCUGGUCAUUUCUUUUUCCCGCUUCUUCGGAACUUCGACAGGCCACUGACCACCUUUGACCUUUUGGGAGAUGAUCACCUGGUUUUGGCCCGGCUGACACACACCCUGGCAAUUCUGAUGUACUUCGCUGUCAACACUGUGGUAGCAUCUGCGAUGGGGAAGGCACUGCUAGAGUUUGUCUGGACCCUGCGCUUCCAUGCAGACACAUAUGUGCGCCAAGGGCUUUUGUCAUCUGUCUCUUCCACACUCCUGAGUGUCCCUGCUGAGUGCCUUCUGGAGGACAUGACGGAGGAGCUUUUAGAGACCCAAGCCUGGCUGGCAGAUGUUGCAGAGAAGGACCCAGAUGGUGACUGCAGAAGUUUGGCACUGCAGAAUCUGCUACUGAUGGAAAACCUGAAGAAAAAAACUCUUGAAACGUGAAGGAGGGCUUGAUGAUGGAGGUGCCCUUUGCCUGCCCUCUGUCCAGCUGGUGGCUCAGAAUCUGCCCUGUCUUUGCUUGGAGGACAGGAAUGGAAGGAGGACACUGAGCUGUAAGCCAUAGAUAGGUAGCUUAACACCUGGGCUUGGUAGCAGAGGGUAGUUGAGUAUGCAUUUGUUGUUGGUCUGUUGGUAGAGAGGUGUGCUGGUACUGCUGCUUUUCUGCAAACACACACUUGUGUGUGCAUAGGCUGACACUGUAGCCAGGACAGGAGCAGAGAGACUAUUUACUCAGUGUUCUUGAACCAGGUUAAUAUGAGUAUGUUGCAAAGGAAAGGAUCUACGCCAGCUCCUAGAACCUGUGUGUUGUUCAUCUCAUCUGAGCUCUGGAUAGAGCAUGGGCUCUUUUUGACUUUGGGUCCUUACUGGGUAUCAUGCAUUAACUUCUGUUUGACUUUUGUGCAUGACUACAGUAGCCAAUGGUAACACAGCAGGACUCUAUUGACUGAUCAGGUCUGAUAAAAUGGCUCGAAAGUG
Molecule: messenger RNA, 3195 nt
Organism: Podarcis raffonei (Aeolian wall lizard)
Lineage: Eukaryota; Metazoa; Chordata; Lepidosauria; Squamata; Lacertidae
Gene: TELO2
Product: telomere maintenance 2
Exons: 21
Coding region: 175-2661 (828 amino acids)
Biological process (GO): telomere maintenance via telomerase; protein stabilization
Cellular component (GO): cytosol
Molecular function (GO): telomeric repeat DNA binding; Hsp90 protein binding
Source: RefSeq, a predicted model, not a curated record